Messenger RNA from Penicillium malachiteum, 2247 nucleotides. Its product is annotated as Zn(II)2Cys6 transcription factor. Gene Ontology annotation, molecular function: DNA-binding transcription factor activity, RNA polymerase II-specific; DNA binding; zinc ion binding. Bases 1 to 2247 code for a protein of 748 amino acids. The record is from RefSeq and is a predicted model, not a curated record. The transcript is spliced from 2 exons. Gene Ontology annotation, biological process: regulation of DNA-templated transcription; DNA-templated transcription. NCBI's taxonomy places the organism in Eukaryota, Fungi, Ascomycota, Eurotiomycetes, Eurotiales, Aspergillaceae.
AUGUAUGAACGUCAAAGAGUGUGGCGCGCUUGCCAAGCGUGUCGUCGCAAGAAAGUCAAAUGCGACGGGCAACAUCCAUGUCAGAGUUGUACACGCAACAAUGGCGAGUGUGUGUUUGAGGCGUAUAGCAAUAUGAGGCUAAUGGACCCACAAUAUGUCAAGAAAUUAGAAAAUCGCAUCUCUCAGAUGGAAACUGAGAUGAAGAAACAUCAUUCUGACCGGGAUCUCAGAGUUGAAGAAUCAGUACAAAGCUCUGCAGACUCUCCAACGGCAAAUCCUGGCUUCAGUGAAGAAGAUAUUCAAGAUGACGCCCAGCCGACGCCCGGUGCAUCUGACCCAUCUACUGACUUUCUACUAUGUGCUCCCUCAAUCGAUGCAGCCGCCCAGGUACCAGAAAACCUGCCAGCAUACGUGUCUCAUGGAGCUGAUGAUAACUCAAACUUUGUAAUGGAGAACGAAUUCGACGAUUCCAACGCCCAAAGGAAUGCGCGAGCAAUAUCAGAGCCCACCAAAGUUGAUGUAACGCAGUUAGAGGAGCCCAUAUUAGAAGUCUUGAUUGAUUUGUUCUAUCGCUCUAUCUACCCAAUUUGCCCUAUCAUUCACAGUCAAAAUUUUAGGUCUCAAUAUGACCACUGGCUUGCUGCACGGCGGGGAGAUAAUAGCUAUGAGGGAAAUGAUGAUGAUUUCCCCUGUUUAUUAUACGCCUUGCUCGCAGUGGCUGCCUCGAUGCUUCCCAAAACUCACGCUGUCUUUGAGCGGCCAGGUCUGCAAAUUUACAAAUCAGUAGACUUGGCAGACUUGCUUCACUCGCAAGCAACCAGACUUGAUCCCAGACGGCCACGCGACAGAAAUGCCAUAUUUCCCACAAAUCCUAUCGUUUCACAGGGCCUUCUCAGCAUAUACCUCACAGAAAAUGGCCGCGUUAAUGAUGCAUGGGUUACUGUCGGUCAUGCAAUACGGCUGUAUCAAGGCCUAGAUCUUGAUCAGUUCGAGGAUUCAGCAGCAGAAGAUACUCGGAACGAGCACAAGAAGCUCUGGUGGUGCCUAUACAUUCUUGAUCGUUCUCUCUCGACGGCGUUACUCAAACCUCUUGCCAUAGACGAUGCAGACAGCGACGUCGAGUCCUUUUCCGAGGAAAAUAAAAUACCAUCAACAGACUCAAGAACGGAUCCUUGGUUCUCUGUUGUCGCAGACUUCCACGUCACCAUGGGUCGAAUAUACAGAUCCGUGCGACGGAUUCGAAAAUCAGAGCCUUCCAAAAGCGCAAAGCUGAGAGACUCACUCAAGUCACACGUGCAACAACAUGACGCAGAGCUGGAGAAAUACUACAGAACUCAAGUCUUACCAAAGAUAGAGGAACCCAAUCGCCAGAUAGGACCUCUUGCACUACAAACCAUCGCCAUCUCAUCAUAUUAUAUCGGCAUUGUUCUCCUAUACAGAGCAUUUAUCGAACGCCACAAUAUCACAGAGCCAGAAAUAUUUCUCCGAUGUGUUGAGGCCGCCUCGAACUGCAUCAAAGUUACUCCUCAAGUCAUCGCCACCGUUCCUGCUAGUCACUUUGUCAUCCAGCAGAGUCGAGCAAUAUAUGCAAGCACCAGAGUUCUUCUACACUGUAUGCGUCUUGCUCAAAAUCCACGCUUUACAAAUAAAGCGUGGUCUGAGGUUGAAAAUGGCUUCAAUAUGCUGCGAGAUAUUAAGAUCCAGUGGCCUGAGAUCAAGAAGUAUCAGACUCUUACCGCGGCGGAUAUGCAUGCCACGCAAAGUGAACUGAACAAGCAUGCUUUGUUCUACCAAACCUUUGAUCGGUAUGGGCAAACUUCGCACGCAAGACUCGAUGUACAUGAAGUAUCGCCGACUUUGCAGAUUGACCAAGCUCGCAAUAAAGAGGCAUCUAGACACCUGAAUCUAGAUUCAAACGUUCGCGAUGAAGGUCCAAACAAUUCGCCACCUAAGCGACGAAUAUGCCAUUCAACACCUGGCCUGGAAUAUGAUGAUAUGCAGCCCAAUCCAAAGCGUCAAAGAUUGACUCCAGAGUCCUUCUUUCCAUGUGAUCCGACAGCUAUCUUGGAAAUGCUGCCAGAUCUUGGGGGGCAUCAAGAUUAUCACGAGAAUCACUCUUUAUCAAUGAAUGUCGAGUUUUCCGACAUUCCUCUAUCCCUACUAGGUGAUCAUCUCACCGCGGAUCCCUUAGGUGAUUCAACACUGUUGAAUUCUAUCGAACAAUUCAUGUCUUAUCCCAGUGACUGA